Entrophospora sp. SA101 is the source of this 372-nucleotide messenger RNA. NCBI's taxonomy places the organism in Eukaryota, Fungi, Glomeromycota, Glomeromycetes, Entrophosporales, Entrophosporaceae. The record is from the annotation of a GenBank genome assembly.
AUGGACGAAGACGCAAGAAAGAAAUAUUGUCAUCUUUUGAUGUUUGAUGUUGUUGAAGAAGAAGAUCAGAGAAAAAAGAAUUCAUCAUCUUUUGAUUUGCCAAUUGAAAAUUCUUUUUUGAUUUAUAAUAAUAAUCAUCAUCAUCAUGCAAAUGAUGGUGAAAAUAUUCAACAAAUUAACAUUAAUUCGUCAUCAUUGUCACCAACAAAAUUAUUAAAAUCAAAACGUAAAAAACGAUCAAAUAAACCAAAAAGAACUCCACGUCCACCAAAUGCCUUUAUACUUUAUCGCAGAGAAAAGCAAUCCGAAGUGACUGCGAAAAAUGACAAAUUAACUAAUGCCGAUGUCUCAAAAGUUAUUUCAAAAAUAUGA